AAAAUAAAUGACAUUGACAGAAUCGUGUUUACAGCGGAAGUUGUUCUUCUUUUUGGAGAUGUUACGCGGCCGAUCCAAAACAUGGGAGAACCAAGGAUUUUAGUCAUUGGCAUAGAAGGGACUGGCACAAGAGAAAUUUCAGCAUGUCUUUUGAAGCAGGACAGUUCAAUGGACGUGUUGACAUGUUCUUCAUUGCCACUGCCUGGUGACAGAGAUUUGCAUGAAUGUGGGAUUCAGUUUAUAUGUUUCAUGAUUUGUGCAGCUAGUAAGGAAAGUUUCCAGACUCUGCACAGCAGCAUAAGCCAGGUUGAUGUCUCUUACUUUGCUGGAAAAUGUGUCAUAGUUGAAAACACAAAAGGUCUUGCAGUGGAGCAGAGUGUUGAGAGAGAAAAGAUAGAGCAGCUGGCCGCGCAGUACGACAUUCCCGUUCUCACAACAAACACACAGAAUGAAAGUGAGCUCACUGACAUCAGUAACAAGCUGCAACACCUCAUCAGGAUGAAUCAGGGCAGAACUCGCCACCUGGCACCCAUGUUAUAUGAGUGCGUUCGAGAGACAAAACUACCACGGGGAACCCCAGCAGGCUCUAACCUUGCCACACCCAGUCUUGUGGGUAAUACUACAUAAAACAUCACUCAAUAUACUACAUGAUUGGGUCUGAUGUCUUAAAAUGUGCUCUGUGAUUAAAUUUACAUUAAAAAAUAUUUUUAUGUCAGACCAAGCAUGUACAAGUUUAUAGAACUGCUUAAGUCAGACAACAAAAAUACUGUAUUUAAAUUAUCCAAAUAUAUAAAAGAAGCUCUUAAACAUAGAACUUUCAUUACAUAUAGUGAUUAGUUUAUAUCAGCUCAUCCUCAUGUUUUAUCAUUUGCAUAUUUUUAUUUUUUUUACGAAUGGACAAUUAUUCAUAUCUACUUAUAGACAUUGCCUGUAUCGAAUCUGUAUUAUGUGACAUGUUGAAAUAACGUUAUAUAAAUGUACUUAUAUUCUAUGACUAUGUACCUUGUUGGUAUACGUCGAAUAAAAUUAUGUUCAUGUUCAUGAUUAAAUUUACUCCUUAGUGUUGGUCACAGAUCACUUGGUAUUGAAACACUGAAAACUACUCACUACAAAGUGAUUUUGUCAUAAAACAAACUUUUCAUCACAUUCGGUUAUUUAUUACAAUUGGCCCAAUAGAGGAAUCCACAGCGUUUAAGGAGUGGUUUUGUAUAC
This is a messenger RNA of Mya arenaria, 1212 nucleotides long. RefSeq lists its product as uncharacterized. The transcript is spliced from 6 exons. The record is from RefSeq and is a predicted model, not a curated record. Lineage: Eukaryota; Metazoa; Mollusca; Bivalvia; Myida; Myidae. Bases 82 to 627 code for a protein of 181 amino acids.